GCAGUUUGUAGAUCUCGCUCGCUGGCUCACUCAAGUUCGUCGUUCGUCCUAUACAUAGGGAUCAGCCAUGUUUUCGUGUAGUCGCCGAGCUAGACUGUCGUGAUGGCGUUCGGUUAAACCGCCUUUUCAAGCCCAAAUUCGGCGACCGCGCUUCUCAAAUUGUGUAUUCCGCAGACUCCGAGUGUCCUUAUUGACAUGGCGCAAGAACUCGUGCUGCACAGCCCUGUUGGUGCCGAUCCCGCCGUUUACCACUGGCCUUUAACUUCUGGCCGAGGCGCGGACAAGCACGAUGGUGCGAUAGAAAUUCUAGAGACCAUUCGCUGGGCCUGCAAAGAACUGCCCGAUCUCAAACUGCCCCUCGAAAACAACAUCCUGAAAGACUAUGACACUCGCAGUUUUGAGUCAAUGAAAGGGCUGUGUGACAGGUACAACCGCGCCAUCGACGAAUUCCUCAAGCUGGAAAAAGGCACUGCGCGGCGAGCGGAGCGAAUUGGAAAAAGGCCAUCGCAGGAACUACUCCGUCACAUUAUUCAGCAAACCUACAAUCAGGCAAUAGAAGACCCUGAUAAACUGAAUCAGUACGAGCCCUUCUCUCCAGAGGUUUACGGGGAGACAUCCUUUGACCUGGUGUUGCAAAUGAUUGAGAAAGUGUGUCCAACCCCAGAAGAUAUCUUCAUUGACUUGGGAUCCGGUGUGGGACAAGUUGUGCUGCAAAUGGCUGCAGCCACUAACUGUAAAAUUUGUUAUGGAAUUGAAAAGGCUGACAUGCCUGCCAGAUAUGCAGAGUCAAUGGAUCAACUUUUUCGUAAGUGGAUGGCAUGGUAUGGCAAAAGCUACGGCAACUAUCAAAUUGUCAAGGGAGACUUCCUCACUGAAGAAAACAAGUGCAAGAUUGUGAGUUCAUCGCUGGUGUUCGUGAACAAUUUUGCAUUUGGACCAAACGUUGAUCAUGCCCUCAAAGAGAGAUUUGCUGACCUCAAAGAUGGAACUCGCAUUGUUUCAUCAAAGUCAUUCUGCCCUGCAAAUUUCCGCAUAACAGAAAGAAAUCUUUCUGAUAUCGGCACAAUAAUGGAGGUGACAGAAAUGGAUCCAUUGAAGGGAUCUGUUUCGUGGACUGGAAAACCUGUGUCAUAUUUCCUUCAUGUAAUUGAUAGGUCUAAGCUUGAGAGAUACUUCACAAAAAUCAAAGCAAAGUCCAAUGGUAGUUGCAAUGGAGACGCAACCAUAAAUGGUCCAAAAAAUAGACGAGAAAUGAAAUCUUUGGCAGAAGACACUAGUUCAAAUGAUGGCUCUUCUAAACACGAUGACCAAAGAGCAUCCUCAGAUGAAGAGAAAGGAAAAGUGUAUGGCCCUACAACAAGGCAUGCGUGGAAUGUUUACACUAUGAAAGCCAGUGGAAAGGAAAGCUGCAGUGACGAUGACAACAACAAUGCAGAAAAAAUGCAGGCUCAAAGAAAGAGAGUUAAGAGGAAGAUUUCGCCUAGGUCAGGUAAACAGACUGCACUGAAGAGGCCGGGUAGAAAGCCAAAGGGUAAAAUCGCCCGACAGAAAAAGAAGAGGGCUAUUAAAAUCAACGGCCUUGACCUGUUGCACAGCCAAACAUUACUCAGCACAAGCAAUCAGGCGCAGGGUCAGAAGCUACCACCUGCACCUGGCUGUGUGGAUCAACAACUUCCAAGUCUGAUUCUGGUGGAGAAUUGUGCACCUUCAAUUGUUCACAAUGAAGUUGAGCCCAGAAAUUCUUUGGAGCCCUAUGGACUGCAAGUGCUCUUGGACAGUAUCAGGACAAGCUACAUGCAGUUCAUUCACUAUAUGAAAACUCCAGACUUCAAAGUUAGUGUGCAAAUGUCAAUUAAGGCUGAAAAAGAGAGGAAUGCAAAGAUCAUGAACAGGGCUUCUCAGCUUGAGAAGCAAAUCCAGGUGCUUAUCACUGAUAGUGUUGCGCUUUUGAAAACGAGAAUGAAUGAAAUCGGCAUUGUGGCUAACAAUCCAAGUGAUCUUCUCUCUAGUGCCAAAGAUAUUGUACAGUCACACAAGGAGCUGCAGAAUAAUUUGGCUUCGCUUCAAAGAGAGGUAUUGCCUCUAGAAGAAGAGAACCUGAGACUGAUGCAGCGACACCAACAGCACGCAGAGACGCAUAAGUCUGUUAUGGAACAACCACAGCUGCCAAAUGGUGUCCGUUGUGAUCCUACCACGGAGGAGUUCAGACGAGAGAUGGCUAAGAAGCAGAAAAUGUUAGAGAGGCAAAGGAACGACAUGCUUCUAGCCAAGGCAGAGAGCAAACCUGUACCUGUCAUUUACAAGCCACCUCCAGAGCACCAUCAGCUUGUUCACCAUACACAUCCUCAGCUGCACCAUGAAAAGACAGCUGUUCAAGCACCUGUGAUAGUUGGCAAUAGUCAACAACUGCUUCAACCUCUCCCUGCUCAAGCUGCAGCUCCGCCGCCACCACCACCCCAAUCGCACCACCACUCCAAGGGGAGGAAAAGCCGAGAAUCUCGUUCCAGGUCACAAGAUUGGCCAGACGUACCAAAUGUUGAAAAAAUCAAAGAAGACAACCCUGAGAUUCUUGCGAAAAAGCUCCUGGAAGUUGGUCGGCAGAUUGAAGCUGAGAAGAUGAAGGAAAACCCUCGGCACUUGAAACAUCAUGAUGAUGCAAGCAAGUCCGACGGCAAAAACAUGUCUAAGGGCCAUACUCAGGAAUCCUCCUAUAAGAUCAACUUCAGUGAUCGUAUGCAAGCCAUCAUCGAAUCCGAACUGAACGACGGGAAUGACAGAAAGCAGGCGUUCCAUCCAGCGCAACAAAAUGCACCCAGCACUUCUCGUUCAUCUUCCUCAGCAGCUAACCAUUCACUCACUCAGGGAAAAUUGCAUCUAAGUCAGGUGCCUCCACCACAGGUUCCAUUGGGUCACCAGGUCAAUCACGGGUAUCCUCAGGCUGCUCCGUCAGGUGGUCGUAGCAAGGCGCUGAAACAAGAUACAAGACCUGAUUACACCAUGGUGUCUCCAGCCAAAGCUGCCCUCAGGAGGCACCUUUCUCAAGAAAAAUUGGCUCAACAUCAGCAACAUCCCUCUCAAAUGCAAAUGCACCAUACGCCCAUGCGGCAAAGUGGAAUGACAAUUGGAACAGUAGGAGACCUGAUAGAUCACGACAUAGCAAAACAACUUGAUCAGCCCCCUCGUGAGCGCACAUAUGCGAUCAAACAGCAAAAUCUGAUUGAUGCUGUUAUUGAUCGAACUGCCUCUUCACACUCCAAUAACGAUAUUCUCAAGAUGGAUAGCUCAAAAAUGAGAUCCCAAAUAAGUCGUGUGAUGACUGAAGACGAGGGAGAAAGUUCUCGGGUCAUGUAUUCUCCAAUCUCAAGACCGAAUAGCACUGAUGCCAACUUGUCUCAGCCUCCACACAGCCCCCACUUGGAAGGACUGGCCUACCCAAGAGCGCAGUCACCUUUCUCUCACAGACAGCAUGCACCACCUGCGCCUUUGCCUUCGGUUCCACUGCCAGGGGCUGACACCAUUGGGUCCUACUUCUCUGACAGUAAAAGACUACCUGUCUCAAUGACUGCCUCAAAAUUCAACACUACCCGGACCUCAGCAAUAGUGCCAAUUCCUCCCAACAACGCAGGCCCCUCUGAUGAUCAUUUCUCUGAAGGUUUGGCUGCUUCGCUGCAUGCCAGAAUACGAAAGACUCCUGAUGCCAAAACUAAGGAGGAAGCCAAAAUGGCAGAUUGUUUAAUGCAAAGGCAGUCUGCCCCACAUACAAUACCUGUGGUGAAAACGGAGCCUGUUGAAGAAGCUGGCAGCUUUGGUGGUCCUGAACUGCCCCCUCCAAGACCAGUCUCUAGAAAAAGAUCCUCAUCAACUGCCCCAUGUAGCCCUCCCAGCAAAAUGCCUUCCAGCGAGAGUCAAGACUCAAGUAGCAAAAAUCAGGAUUCAUCAAAAGUAGCUGAUCAACCACCACUGCCACCUCCACCCCCACCGAACACUUCCGCGCCGCCCCCGCCUGCUACAAGAGAGGAUGAUGAUGUGCCGCGAAAAAAGAUACAAGAAGGUCUGGACACCACAUUUGACAAACUGUUGAACUUUGCUUCCUCCGAGGUAGACAAGCGCCGGCGUAGUACAGAAGGCGCUUCCCCGAGGGGCAAUACCCUCAGCUGCAACACAAGUCCCGACAGUGGCAUUGGUAGGGAGACGUCUGCACCACCAGCAUCUUCAUCCGAGCCUUCCAAGUCACCCAUCAAAGGCAACGUCAGCCCCAAUCCAAAGAUCUCCCGUCUACCAAAAAAGAACCCAAUUGCUCUGACGAUUGCAGAAGCUGCUUCUUCACCUCUUACAGCAACCUCAAAUAUUCCGGAGGAAGAAGAUGAGCUUGAGUGCUCAGGUCCUCCCCGCACUCCUUCACCUUCCAACGAGCGACCCUUGUCAAAUCCAGCUGCUCCUGUAUCACAUGCUUUUAGUCCACCUCCUGUACCUCAUGGGCAAGAGAAACCGCCAACUCCUGAACCAGCCAUGUUGCCCAAGAAGAAGUUCCGCGACAGAGAAUACUGGGGCCGAGAUGAAUCUGGAAGUUCUGGAAAUCAAGCUCCACGAUUCAGACCAAAAGGAAAGGAUUACGGAGGUUGGCACCACAGGGAAGACUACCAUCAAGAUUACAACAGACCAUACCACCCAGCCCCGCCAUUGAAGCACAGAUCUAACAGUACUGAGGAGAGGUUUCGACAUUUCAACAACGUCAACAAAAGACCUCAAAUGUUGGACCGAACGCGAAUGUACGGUCCUCCAGGAGGAGUGCCGCAAAACUUUUCGCUACCACCGCCCAAUUUCUUUAACAAUCACUACCAACAGCAAGGCAGGAAUAAUGGUGGUGGCAAGCAAAAGUGGCCUCCGAGAGGGCCCCAAUAGUUUUGGUUGUGGUACAAGACCAACUUUCAACAAUGUAGGUGAUUACGAUGUCCAAAUUACCUUUGAUUUGAUCCUUACGAUGAUUUUUGCCUGCUCAAGCAGUGGUUAAUGUAAUUUCUAAAGAAUUUGCUCUAAAGACUUGUUAAACUGGAACUUUAUUCCCACUUAUUCCAACAUUAUGAAGUCUUUAAUCGCACUAUUGGCCAUUUUAUUGGACUACAGAUAUUCUCGUAGUAGGAACACUUACGAAAUUUUCAUUCAUUUUAAUUGUGCAGUCAAAUGUAAAUUAACAAAAUGCUCACAUCUUGAAAGUAUAAAUCUUUAACACCAAAUAUUCAGUUUGAUACACUGUAGCUGUUCAAUAAAUAGCUUUUUAAUCCAAACAUUUCUCAUACUGUGUUUAUAUAAUGUCUUUUUGAAACUUUUGUUGUUUACAAUCACACGAAUCACACAAAGAAUUGAAACCUGGACAAAAUGAGUAUUUCCAUCUGUGAUAUUAUGUUAAAAGCAGUUAAAAAGUUAAAUCACAAAAGUAAUUUUUCAGCAUGAAUAAAUCACGUGCUCUUCGGUCAUAGGUUUCUAAUUGUGCAAAGUGUAUCCAGACUACCUGAAAAUUUUGUGCCCCGCUAGUAUUCCUCAGCGAUUUUGAAGAUGCUGCUCUUUUUUUUCAUUGAUGGCCUUUCAUAUGUUAGUUUGUAACUUCUUUUGGAUUUGAAACAGCUGUUUGGCAUAGAAGGCACUGUUAAUACAAAUUGAUGGUCUAUGUAUUGGCUUUCCUAAUUCAAGUGAUAGGAUUUAAAAAUUUCACGUCUUAAGACGAUGCCCUGAGAGGGAUUGGAGAUAAAUCUGAAUAAGUUUUGCUUGUAAAACUCUAAGAGAAAAAAUUGUGUUAGUUGUCCCAGAAGUUACAAGCUGGAUGUUGUGGUAGGAGAUAAGAAAUGAAGAGAAGCAAUUAUAAUUAGGUGGUUCAUCAUAAAAAUAUUUAUUUUUCUCAUCGUUGAAGCCUUUUUUGUUUCUUCCCUUUUUAUGAACAUUUUGUAUUUCACAUUGAAAUGUGAUGGUGUUAUAACUGCUAGCCGUUGGAACCAUUUCUGUUGUUUUUCCCUUAUUAUUUUUUUUUUUUUUUUUGCGUCUGGACAGACUGCAUAAAUAUUGCAUACAAAUCCAUAACCAAAUGAUUGAUCUGUUAGCUAAACACUGCCAUUCUCUUUUAGUGUCAAAAUUUGCAGCUCGCUUUAAAUCACUCGUAUCUGAGAGUGAAGCAAGAAAAGUGGCAUAACAGCGAAUUUGUUUUUGCUGUUAUACAAAAAACAGCCAGUCAUUCGCUCUGAAAUAAUUAUGUAAAUGAAAGGAGCUGAUUUGAUCUUGCCAAGUACAAAAGCAAACUUUUGGCACUAGUUUGAGUAUUGUGUACAUUUGAUGAAACAUGAUAUGUGUAUAGUCGCUCCUAGUUAGUAUUUCUAACUAAUAAACUGAAGAUUACAAUUAAAGACUAAAAUUUAGUUGUGUUAGAGGGAUGAUACUUGUUCGAAUUUUCAGUGACCAAACUGCAAAUUUAAUAAUCAUGGUGUUGUACAUAAUUGUAAUUGUGUAAUUUUCAAGAGACUCCACUCCAGGUUUGUAAUAAAGAACUGGCAAAACUGUUUUCACAAUUAAAAAGGUUCAUAUGUA
Messenger RNA from Neocloeon triangulifer, 6573 nucleotides. It is a transcript of the gene gpp, whose product is annotated as histone-lysine N-methyltransferase, H3 lysine-79 specific. Gene Ontology annotation, biological process: DNA repair; regulation of transcription regulatory region DNA binding; DNA damage checkpoint signaling. Gene Ontology annotation, molecular function: histone H3K79 methyltransferase activity. The transcript has 13 exons. The coding region runs from base 196 to 4902 and encodes 1568 amino acids. Gene Ontology annotation, cellular component: nucleus. The record is from RefSeq and is a predicted model, not a curated record. NCBI's taxonomy places the organism in Eukaryota, Metazoa, Arthropoda, Insecta, Ephemeroptera, Baetidae.